AUGGUUAAUCAAUCUUUUCACACGACAACAACAUUAUCAUCAAUUACUCCACGUUGGCAGAAUUGCAAUAAUCGCAAUAAUAAUAAUCAUUAUCUUUUAGAAAACAAAAGAAUGUUUCUUUCGUUUCCUCAUGCCAGAGAUAUAGCCAUCUAUGCCGCUGGAUGGUGGAUAUUUAUCGAUGCAAUUAUUUACAAGACUAUUUAUAAUGAAAUUUCUCCAAUUGCAUUCGAGGAUUGGAUAAUGAAUACAAUUGACAAGUCAAUUAUUUCAGAUGAGAUUUAUAGUUAUGGUGAAUCACGUAGGACGCUCUGGAAAGCGCGCCUAUUAAUACUCUUAGGAUUUACAUUGAUGGCUUUUGGAUUAUGUGGUUCAGUGGCUGUAUUUGUAUUGGAUUGUAUAUUAACCGAAGCAUCUGUUCAAUCAAUCCAUUUUGGAAUUGUAAUUGUGGUUCAAAAUUUUUUAAUAGCACAACCACAAGAUGAAGGAAAUGUUUUUCUAUUAGAUGAUGACAGUACUAGUAAUAUCGACUUUAAAAUUAGGGAGGAGGUGGAUUAUAAUAAUUUUGAUAUUUACGAUAAUACUGUAUCAACUUUUAGAGUUCCGGUUACCGUUACUAUUACAGCCAGUGAUAGUGUCGCACCAUUGACCUCAACACCAAAUGAAUCAACAACAAAACCAUCACCAAAACCAACAUCGACAAAUAAAUCAAUAACAGAAUCACCACCUGGAGCAAAAAAAACUACAUCACCAAAUCCAGAAGCGACUACAGAAUCACCACCUGGAGCAAAAACAACUACAUCACCAAAUCCAGAAGCGCCUACAGAAUCAUCAUCGCCAAAAGUAGAAGAAACCACGAAAUCACCAUCUCCAGAAUCACCAUCUCCAGAAGCAAAAGAUAAUAUAGAAUCAACAUCAAUAAAAGCAGAAGCAACCACAGGAUUGUCGUCACCAAAUCCAGAAGCAACCACAGGAUCGUCAUCACCAAAUCCAGAAGUAACUACAGAAUCGCCACUAAAUGCAGAAGAUACUACAGGUCCAAAAGAAACAGAAUCAUCAUUACCAACAGAAAGAACUACAGAAUCACCAUCGCCAGCAACUUCAACAAUAACGCCAAUGAAGUCAUCAACAUCAUUAAUUGAAACGCCAAUAGCAACGACAGCAAGCAACAAAAUAAAAAAAUCACCGCUAUCUAAUAGAUACGUGCAAUUUGCAAUAGCCGUUUCAUUAAUUGUUAUAGGUUUUGCAUUAGCAGCACUUGUAUGUUUUUUUUUCCAAACAAAAAGAAAACGCGUACUUAAAUCCAUUUCACCAUCACAACCACCAGAUGGACCGUCAACAUCAACAUCGCCAUUACUGGUUACAAGGAUGUAUGAAGGAGAUGGCGAAAAUCAAAGAACGGUGAUUGAUUUGGGAGAAUAUGGACAAACUACUGCUUUCACUCCCACUACCAUCAUUGCAGGAAAUCAUGAUGAUGAAGAACAAGCAAGCUCCUCAUUUUUAAAUAUUCCAUCAGCUGGUGAAACUACUAUUUAUGGAUCAUCUGGUGGCUCUACUUCUAUGGUUGAUCUGGCAACUGUAUCUCAUCAUUCAUUAGAAACUCAAAGUGACGCACCAUUAAUGACCAGAGGUCAUUCCGAAUAA
Messenger RNA from Entrophospora sp. SA101, 1641 nucleotides. Lineage: Eukaryota; Fungi; Glomeromycota; Glomeromycetes; Entrophosporales; Entrophosporaceae. The record is from the annotation of a GenBank genome assembly.